AUGGCGGGUGACGCGAUGCAGGCUAUGCCUAUGUCCCCGCGACAGUCCCCGACAGCAAUAGGAGGAGCAGCAGUCCAGUGGCUUUGUUCGCGGCGUGGGCGAACACUGCUCCUCUCCGUCAUUGUCCUCACAUUCGUACUCGGCCUCGCAGGCAUACGGCACCCAGAAGCAAUUACUGAACAAUACCACGCCCUCUCCGACUACCAAUGGCGACCCUACCUGACCAGCUUGCCGAAGCUCUCGAAAACGCCCUUCAAGGCACCCUCAAACACGACUCUGCAGCUCGAGAACGGCGAAAUCGAUCACCUGCCGCCAAAGUUGGAGAAAUCGACGCCCAACUUUCAUUUGCUUAUGACGAGCGAGAAGGAUUCAGAUGCCUUCUGCAAGUCAACACUAUCGGCGAUGCUGCUGAACUAUCCUCCGCCGACCGCCGUCAACUUUCGCCAAACGUUCACUUCACCGGAACACAAGGAGGAACAGACCAUAUACGGUAUACGCGAGUAUCUGGAUAAUGCAAAGUUGGUGCAUGAUGAGGACCUGCUGCUGAUCGUGGAUGGCCAGGACACUUGGUUCCAGCUGCCAAGCGAUGUUAUCAUCAAACAGUAUGAGGCGGUUGUAGAAUAUGCGAACGUAAGGCUGCUGAAAAAGUACGGCCUAGACGGAAAUAAGCAGCAAAGGUUCAACCAGACAAUCGUGUUUGGUGCUGAGAAGGUGUGCGAAGGCGACGAUAUGGCUUGCAGAUACGCUCCACAAUCGAUUAUGCCUGACGACAUGUAUGGGGCGAGUGAAGAGGGCAGCACAGAAGAUCGACCAGCGAGAUACCUGAACUCAAAAGCGGUGAUGGGACCUGCGAAAGACUUGAGGGCCUUAUUUGAAGCAGCACUGAAGAAGUACGAGGAAAAGAACAACGAGAAGCAGACGAUGCAGUCGGUGCUUGCCACCAUGUUUGGCGAGCAGCAGCUUAGACGAGAUGCAGUCCUGAGAAGAGGCAAGUCUGCGGCCGCGAAGCUGCGCGAAUGGGCAGGAAAGGCAGCGGAAGAGCAUGUAGCAGCUGAGCGUCGUGUCGAGACCGCGAACAUCACGCUCCAUCCAGAGACGCAGUAUGAGUUCUCCAUCGGCCUGGACUACACGCACACCCUUUUCCAGCCGCUCGUAUACAGCACCCUCGACGAACUGGUUCCUCUCGUGCACAAAAACUCGACCGAUCUUUCCAAAUACCGACACCCAAACACCAUUACACCACACCUCUCCCUUCCAUCUGCUCUGCUUACUAGUACACUCCCCUUCUGGAGCCCCAGUCUUUACCUUAACAACCCUUCUCCCCACACCAACAAGCCCGCAUACAUUGAUGAACUCGAAUACGUCAACAAACUCGACCAGCUCCCGAACCGCCACACUUCAUGGUCCAAUAUACCACUCAUACAGAAUACCUACACCGGUGCGAUCCCCGCUCUGAUCCUCCGCGUUCCCGACUCGGUUUACCAUCCAAGGCUAUCCGCUGUGUCCAGCGCUCAAAUCGCAUUCAACAAUCUCUGGUUCACUCCCUACAAGCGGGCGUUGUUGAGAAAAUACUUCCGCACACCACAAAGUCCCAAUGGCUACCACGAUUCCCUCGUCGGAGGCGAUCGGUUCUGGGACCAACGCGGCGGGCGCGGGGGGAUCUGGACGGCCAAGGAGCAGAUCUGGCUGCCGUGGGGCGAGGUGGAUGGUGUGUGCGGUACGCUCGGUCAGCUGAAGCAGAUCUUCGACGACGGUUGGGGCGUAUGGAUGCACGAGCUCAAGACCGAGAACGAGGCUCAGAGGCUCAAGGAUGAAGAAGCGUAUCGCAAAACUCUCGACGACAAGAAGAAGAAGGAACGCGAGAGAGAGAAGGUCAAGAUGCAGAUUGCAGUGGAGAUGGCCAAGCAGGAACACGAACAGAAGGAGAGGGAAAAACACGACAGGGAGAGGCUCGAGGAAGUGGAGAGGCAGAAGAAGGCGCAGGAGGAAAAUGAGAGGCAGAAGAAGGCGCAGGAGGAAAAGGAGAGACAGAAGAAGGCGCAGGAGGAAAAGGAGAGGCAGAAGAAGGCGCAGGAGGAAAAUGAGAGGCAGAAGAAGGCGCAGGAGGAAAAGGAGAGGCAGAAGAAGGCGCAGGAGGAAAAGGAGAGGCAGAAGAAAGCGCAGGAGGAAAAGGAGACGGCGAAUCUAGAGCGACUCAAGGAGGUUGAGAGGGUCAAGCAACUCGAGGCAGCAGAGCAGAGGCCGGAAGAAUCCGAGGAGGUCGAAGCAGCUUCCACGAGGCAUGAGAGGAGAUGGGCUGCGUAA
This is a messenger RNA of Ascochyta rabiei, 2304 nucleotides long. RefSeq lists its product as uncharacterized. The coding region runs from base 1 to 2304 and encodes 767 amino acids. NCBI's taxonomy places the organism in Eukaryota, Fungi, Ascomycota, Dothideomycetes, Pleosporales, Didymellaceae. The transcript has a single exon. The record is from RefSeq and is a predicted model, not a curated record.